GGCGUACACUAUGUGAGGGAGGGUCUACGUGGCGUCGUGUCAAGCAAGAACACCAGCCGAAGCUGUGAUAGUAUAUAAACCCCAGCUAGUGACUGCGUAGCAACAGUGUUCCUUCACAACUCUACAGUACUACCAGUCACCGAUAUGUUCCACAAGGUCGCUUUCGCAGGGUUGGUGGUGCUGAGUCUGGCUGCUGCUGCUAAUGCUGGAGAUUACCAACCAAUCUACAAGUCGGAACCGCUGCCCUACUACUACGACUACAGUGUACAUGACGGCUACAAGGGCACCAACUUCGGCCAGCACGAGAAGUCUGACGGUAAAGCUGUGUACGGUUCCUAUACCGUCGACCUCCCCGACGGUCGCAAACAAAGGGUGGACUACACAGCUGACCACUACAGGGGCUACGUGGCCAAGGUCAGCUACUACGGCAAGGCUCAGCACCCUAAACACUACGGCCCCGCCAUCACCUUCUUCAACAAGGGCUACGGAUACCAUUAACACCUUGGAACAUUAACAACCUUAACUAUUUUAUUUAUGUAGAGUAUAUGUGGAGGAAUAAACGAAAAUGAUCUGAAAAUGUAUCACUGAAAUC
This is a messenger RNA of Cherax quadricarinatus, 592 nucleotides long. RefSeq names its product cuticle protein 7-like. Gene Ontology annotation, cellular component: extracellular matrix. The record is from RefSeq and is a predicted model, not a curated record. NCBI's taxonomy places the organism in Eukaryota, Metazoa, Arthropoda, Malacostraca, Decapoda, Parastacidae.